AUGCACAUGACACUUCGAGUGAACAUGCCUUUUUCUGAAGUUCUUGAUAAUAUACCUGCUUAUGCAAAGUUCUUGAAGGAGAUAGUGUCUCCUAUAAAGAAGUUAGAAGACUUGGCAGAGGUGUCUCUUACUAAGGAAUGCAGUGCAGUACUACAAAAUCGUCUUCCUAUCAAGAUGAAAGAUCCAACAAGUUUUACUGUGCCUUGCCAAUUUGAACAUAUUCUUGUUGAUAAAUGUUUGUGCGACCUUGGAUCUAGUGUUAAUUUGAUGCCUCUAUCAUUUUUUAGGAAAUUGAAGUUUGCCAAUUUGGGGCCUACUCAAGUGAUUCUACAACUGGUUGAUCAUUUAGUAUGUUAUCCUGUUGGUAUUGUAGAAGAUUUGUUAGUUAAAGUCAGUAAAUUUUAUUUUCCUCCUGAUUUUCUUGUUCUUGACAUAGAGAAAGAUAUUUCUGUGUCAAUUAUCCUUGGUAGAGGGUUCUUAGCUAUGGGGGAAGCUAAUAUAGACUUAUUAAAAGGGAAAUUGACUUUAAGGGUUGGUAAAAAGAAAGAAGAAUUUAAUAUCUUUGAACCCUUAAAAUACUCUUCAUAUGAGGGGUCUUGUUCCUAUAUCAUUGCUUCUAAUGAUUUGCAUGCUGAAAAAUAUGUAGUAGAGCAGGAUGUAGAGGUCAUCCCUUUGCAAAAUCAUCGUGCAUAUUCUUCUUCAAUAGUUGCACAAUGGAGAUGCGAAAAAUCAUGCAAAAUUGUAGGCACACAAUAA
This is a messenger RNA of Coffea arabica (coffee), 756 nucleotides long. RefSeq lists its product as uncharacterized. NCBI's taxonomy places the organism in Eukaryota, Viridiplantae, Streptophyta, Magnoliopsida, Gentianales, Rubiaceae. The record is from RefSeq and is a predicted model, not a curated record.